AUGGCAUUCUCUAAAGAACCUGGGCAAUCGCCAGCAACGCUACCUGAGAAGGGCAUUCCUACCAAACCGGUGUUAUUCUUUGACGUUGACAACUGCCUGUACCCUCAAGAUAGUGGAGUCCAGGAGGAGGCAGCUGAAGGGAUCUAUAACUAUAUUACAAGUCAUACCGGGCUGAAUAGGGAACAGGCCGCCGAACUUUGCGUCGAAUACUCCAAAACGUACGGCUUUCUGCCCGAAGGCCUGGUCCGUCAUCACAGUAUCGACGCGAAGCAUUACAACUCCACAAUCGAUGAAGGCCUCCCUAUCGAGACCCUCCUUAAACCCGAUCCCAAGCUUAGGCAACUGUUGCAGGACAUUGACAGGUCCAAGGUUCGGCUGUGGCUGUUUAGCAACGCAGACGAUGUAUACGUGAAGAGGGUCGUGCGUCAUCUGGAAAUCGAUGACUGUUUCGAGGGGUUGUCUUACUGUGACUAUGCCCGUGUGCCACUGCUUCACAAACCAAAAAGAGAAAAGUUCCAGGAAGCGAUGAAAGACGCAGGUAUCGAAAGCAUCGCGGACUGCUACUUUGUCGAUGACUCAUACUUGAACUGUCGAGGUGCGCAGGAUUUUGGAUGGACAGCAAUGCAUUUGAUCCAGGAUGGCCUUCCAACUCCUCCAUCUCAGGCCUCACAGCAUCAGAUCAAAAGCUUGGAGGAACUGCGCGUUUUAUUCCCUCAAUGGUUCAAGAAUUAA
Molecule: messenger RNA, 732 nt
Organism: Clonostachys rhizophaga
Lineage: Eukaryota; Fungi; Ascomycota; Sordariomycetes; Hypocreales; Bionectriaceae
Source: the annotation of a GenBank genome assembly